AAAAAACGAUGUGAGAGGGAGGGGGGGCUUUCCACUUUGUGCGUGUGUGGCACUCAGUUUUCUAGGAAACUGGCGAAAAUGGACGUUGCGUGCGGCUGCGUUGGAAGGCUUUUUAACUGAACGAUGGGACGUGUGCGGUCAGGUCAGCGAACAUGCACCGAGGAGCUGGACGACGUGUCUGCGCUGAAGCCACGGACGCGAUGCUAGCUAGUUAACGCUAGCUAGUCUUUGAUGUUUAGGCUCGCUCCCCCCGACAUUUAGCAUUGAUGCUGUUAUCAUGUCUGAGGAGCUCGCUUCUUUGUCGUUUUCGUCUGACAUGUUUAGCUACUGAAGUCAAAUUGUCAUCUUUAUGAGGUGACACCUAAGAGUCUGUCGUACAUUAGUUAGCGGAUCUUAGAUCGGAACGCUAGCUAUUAGCAUUAACCGUAGCCGAAAUUAGUUAAGCUAAUUUACAAAGCAGUGCCUCUGGAGCGUAACGGUGUAUUUAACACAGCAGGUUCUGUUGAGAUUUUAGACAGCAACUGAGUCUAUUUUAAUUUUAUUGUAUUAUUAUAGUUAUAGUAAUUUUAAGUUGCUUUUCUUGGACCAACUAGAAAAGCAACUUAUAAAGGUGGCUACAACGUUACACUUAGGUCCAGCCGAAUUUGAGACUAUAACUAAAGUUUUUAUAUUAGGAAAUGUUGCAAUUUGCAGUUCCAGGUGGCCUCGAUUGAAUAUACUAUUAAACUAAUAUUAGAUACGUAAUAACGACUAUAUUACACAUUGACCAACUAAACUAAGGUGACAAUGUUGGGUCACUAUUGUGUCAGGUUUAUCACAUUGCUUUGACUAAAAUGUGCACAGGCACAUGGGGAGGAGACCUGGCACAUGUUCAAUGCUCUGUAGAGUAGCAGCGUUUUUCCUCAAGUGUAACUCACAGCUGGCAGACAUGCGUCUUUCCUCGUUGCUGGCUCUGUUCAGGCCUGCGUUACCCCUCAUCCUCGGGCUGUCCCUGGGAUUCAGUCUCAGUCUUUUGAUGGUGUCCUGGACACAAGGGGACAGUGAUGACUCCUGUGGGGAUGGACUGGGAAACGGCAGGCUUUUCCUGGGCAUAAGAGAGUCCAAUAGGGACUCGAGGGUCGGAGUGGGAGACGAUGACUUCCAGCCACGUAUAGUGCCAUAUCACAAAGAUCCGAACAAGCCACACAAAAAAGUCCUCAGAACUCGAUAUAUCCACACUGAGCUGGGCAUCAGGGAGCGACUGCUGGUGGGCGUGCUGACCUCUCGGGCAACUCUGAACACGCUGGCUGUGGCGGUAAACCGCACAGUUGCCCAUCAUUUCCACCGCACUUUCUUCUUCACAGGCUUACGCAGCCCCAAGGUGCCUCAUGGCAUGACUGUAGUGGCACACGGCGACGACCGCCCGGUGUGGCUAAUGUACGAGACAGUGCGUCACCUCCACCAGCACUACGGCUCGGACUACGACUGGUUCUUGUUAGCCCAAGAUGACACUUACAUGCAAGCAGAUCGCCUCUCGGAGCUGGUGGGCCACCUCAGCGCAGGCCAGGAUCUGUAUAUGGGCAGGGCGGAGGAGUUCAUUGGCGGGGAGGAGAAGGCACGGUACUGUCAUGGGGGUUAUGGCUACCUGCUGUCUCGUAGUCUGCUGGCCCGACUGCAGCCUCAUCUUGACACCUGCCGUAAUGACAUUCUCAGCGUGAGACCUGAUGAGUGGCUGGGACGAUGCAUUAUUGACUACCUGGGUCUCAGCUGUGUGGAGGUGCACCAGGGGAUGACCUACUAUUACUUUGAGCUUGGGAAAAAUGCCGAUCCAGAGCGAGAAGACAGUGCAGAGUUUAAAAACGCCUUCACAGUUCAUCCUGUAUCAGAACCAAAUCUCAUGUAUCGCCUGCACAAGCGCUUUAGCCAGAUUGAGCUGGAAUGGACCUACCUGCAGAUCCAGCAGUUGCAGAUGCAGAUCAACAACCUGAGCGACCUGACACCAGAGGGCAAGGCUGGUGUGACGUGGCCCAUCGGAAUCAACCCUCCCUUCAAACCAAAAGUCCGUUUUGAGGUCAUAAACUGGGAGUACUUCACAGAGGAGCAUAUUUACACGUGCGUCGACAGCUCUCCGAAGUGUGAGAUUAAAGGGGCCGACCGCACUGAUGUAAAUGCGGUUCUGGAGAUUGCGGUGGAGCGCCUGAACAAGCUCUACCAGCCACAGCUACGCUUCCGUAAACGGCGGCUGCUCAACGGCUACCGGCGCUUCGAUCCCACGCGCGGAAUGGAGUACAUGCUGGAUCUGGCGCUGGAGGCCUACACCCAGAAAGGCCACAGUCAGGUCAUUGCAAAGCGGGUCAACCUGUUGCGACCUCUAAGUGCAGUUGAGAUUAUCCCCAUGCCUUAUGUGACUGAGGCAACACGGGUGCAGGUCAUCCUCCCUGUCACUGCCCAGGAACAGGACUAUGUUAGCAACUUCCUUGACGUGUAUGUGAUGAACACUCUAGACACCCACGAUAACGUUUUACUCACAUUUCUGUUCAUAUACGAUCCGUUUGAUGCACAGCGAGUCAGCCAGACUGACGUGUUCGCAGGCAUCAAAGCCAUGAUCGGGGAGGUGGAGAAACGCUACGGAGACGUGAAGAUCCCCUGGAUCAGCGUGAAGACGGAGGUGCCCUCUCAGGUGAAGCUGAUGGACAUCAUCUCCAAGAAGCACCCAGUGGACACGCUGUUCUUUCUCGCCAGUGUUUGGACAGAGGUCAAUUCCGAGUUCUUAAACCGCUGUAGAAUGAAUGCCAUCAGCAACUGGCAGGUCUUCUUCCCCAUCCACUUCCAGGAGUACAGCCCUGCUGUCAUGUACCGCGACCAGCAGCCCUCCGCUGCCUCCUCCUCUUUCGCCUCGGAGUCGCUGCGAGACGGCCACUUUGACCGUCACAUCUUCGACGAGGCCUGCUUCUACAACGCCGACUACAUGACAGCGCGGACCAAGAUGGCCGCCGACAUCUUGGACAACGAGGAGCUGCUGGAGAGCAUGGACGUGUACGACAUCUUUGUCCGCUACUCUGGCCUGCACGUGUUCAGAGCGGUGGAGCCGGCGCUCAUCCAGAAAUAUGUACGGCGAAUGUGCAACCCGCGUUUCAGCGAGGAUAUCUACCACCGUUGUGUGCUCAGCAACCUGGAAGGUCUAGGGUCACGCUCACAUCUAGCCAUGGCUCUGUUUGAACAGGAGCAGGCAAACAGCACCUAGAGGCCUGGAGUCAACACUUCACACAUGCUGCGCAGAUUAAAGGACGCACACAGAAAGAAAGCUAAUGAUAUUGUACCUUCACACACUGUAACAUGUAUGUUUGGACUCUUUAAGAGAUCAGAUGUGUGGAAGCUGCCUAUGUACUGUACAAGCCUUUAACUUUGACUGUCUGAAUGUGAACUGUUGACAUUCACAGAAUACAGAGGUGUUACUUAUAUUCCUGCCGUUACUGUACUGUGGUCUCACAGGAGCUGUGGAACAAUAUUUAUACACCAGUAAAUAAAAACCUUCUUGACAUAA
Molecule: messenger RNA, 3523 nt
Organism: Betta splendens (Siamese fighting fish)
Lineage: Eukaryota; Metazoa; Chordata; Actinopteri; Anabantiformes; Osphronemidae
Gene: chpf2
Product: chondroitin polymerizing factor 2
Exons: 4
Coding region: 848-3223 (791 amino acids)
Cellular component (GO): Golgi cisterna membrane
Molecular function (GO): glucuronosyl-N-acetylgalactosaminyl-proteoglycan 4-beta-N-acetylgalactosaminyltransferase activity
Source: RefSeq, a predicted model, not a curated record